Corticium candelabrum is the source of this 8048-nucleotide messenger RNA. Its product is annotated as cullin-7-like. Gene Ontology annotation, molecular function: zinc ion binding; ubiquitin protein ligase binding. The transcript has 39 exons. The record is from RefSeq and is a predicted model, not a curated record. The coding region runs from base 61 to 7821 and encodes 2586 amino acids. Gene Ontology annotation, biological process: ubiquitin-dependent protein catabolic process. Lineage: Eukaryota; Metazoa; Porifera; Homoscleromorpha; Homosclerophorida; Plakinidae.
GAUGUCGGUUUGGGCGGUAUUGUAGGAUCUUGAGCUGCUUUGCAGUUAGGUCUGAGCGAUAUGGUACGUGGAAAAGUUAAGAAACUGUUGGAUAGUCUUCCUAAUUCGCAGUCGGCAUCCAAAUUUCAUCCUGAAGGAACUUUGGUUCCAGAGGGCACUUUGACUAUAGCAUUAAAGGAUGGUGCUUACGUAAUACCGGACGAGUUGCUUCGUCAGAGGGUAUGCGUAGGAGAGAGUCAAGUGUUGGUGAGAUGGAAACAAGUACGAGGAGAUGAUCAAAAAGGAGAAUCGGAACAGACUUGCGACGCAGGAAGGCACUAUCUCAAGUGGAUGACAAGAGAAGAGGUAGUGGCCUGCUGUCCUCAUCUUCUUCGACAAGAGAAAGCUGAUCAACCGCAGACUAGCGACAAGGACAAGGAAAAGGAAACGGAAGAGGUCGAAAACAACGUAGAAAUUGUAGAUGAGGAGGAACUGAAAGACAUGCAGCAAGAUGUCUCUCAACUAGUCAAGAGGGCAAGACGUCAGAUGAACAAGGGACCUUCUGCAGCCAGCCUUCUUGCUAAUACAAUACAUGUACUGAGUGCUUAUGCUCGAAACGGAACGCUUGCAUCUGCUUUUAGAGAAAGUGGAGCUUUAGAUUUGCUGCUAGAUCUAGUAUGGUCAAAGGUAGUCAACGUAAGACAGAGUGCUGGUCACAUGCUGAAAGCUCUUGCUUCUCAUGACUCUGGUAGUCGUGCUUAUGUUCUCUUGUCAUUGACACGCUCUGACAAUGACUCUCCUGCUGAUGCAGAGAACAGAACAACGCUAAUGGAACUGUUUGCUGAAACAACUUCAAAAGAGGAACAUGGAUUUUCAUUUGACAACAUCAGUCUGCCACAGGUGUCUGGUCGUGCAUUGUUUUCUCUCAUGAAGAAAUAUCUUCGUGUUACCUCGCUGUUGGAUGAAAUAGAGCAGCUGGAAUCUAUAUCAUCAUCUGAUGAUACUCAUUCUGGCCAGGCCUUGAAAUUGCAGUUUGAACUAACAUGUGCGACAUCACAACUGAUAAUAGAUUUAUCUGAGGCAAUGGGUUGGAACAAAACAGACACUUCUGAUGAAGAGCAAGUUGCUAGCAAGCAACCCAUUAUUUUGGGAUCAAUAUUUGCUCCAUCUGUAGUAGCUGACAUGAAUAUGAAAGUAUCUCAAAAGUACAAGAAACGUCGGGAUUUUACUUCUCGAGAAGCAUACGGUGAGUAUGUGAAGGCCACAUUGGAACCAGCCAUGCGGGCAGUUUUACUUGAAGAUUAUGAAUCACUGUCAGCUGGAGAUGUUGGUGAAUUCAAGCGAUCUAAUGAUGGUACUCCGCCUGCUCAGUUUCGAUGGGAAACUUAUGGCAGUACAUACUGGGUUCAGUGGGAACUAGUAGAGAUUAUUGACCCCCACAAUGAGACUAAAGGUCAUGAAGGUGAUGAACCAGUGACUGCUUUAAAGGCAAGUCGACUACCAUAUGGCUUUAUGGUCAGUAAAAUGUCUUCUGCACGUAGCAAUGGAAACAGCAUAUCUCGUGCUAAGUGGUGGGAGAUGUUGGCUGUUUUUAAAAGGCUUGCUGUGGCAGAUCAACAGUAUGUUUGUAGCAGAAUAAAAGAAAUUACUGGCUUUUUUGAGAGCUAUCAGGGACUAGAUGAUGUCAUUUCAGUGAGUAUUUCAUCUGAACAGGCAGAGAUGCUGUUAACUGAAGUACGUACCUUACCAUCUGGCUAUUUGCUACCAUCUCAGCUGCAGUUGGAACAAAGGAAGGAACAAGAUGUGUUAGAACAAGACAAGAAGAAGAAGGAAGAUGAAGAGGACAAGCAGUCAAGUUUAUUAGAUGAAAAUGUCCAAGUUGAAGAAGUAGAAGAUAUUGUAGCUGAUGAUGGGGACAAUGAAAUUAUUGAGAAGCUGAGUGCAAUUGAAGAUGAGUCAAAAGUGAAAGAGUUGAGAGAUGCCUUUGAUCUCUAUGCUAGUCGGCCUUCUGUACUAUGCAAAGUCUUGGAUAGCAUACAGUCAUGGGUUGAAAACAGCAACAAGACUCAGGUUACUUCAAGUGAAGGAGACAGUGUGUUGGAAUCUGUUGUUGGUGUAAUGACAAAUAUGAGAAGUGUUCGACAGGUUUGUGAGUCGGCAUGUCAAGUCCUUAAGACAUUUGGGAACAAAGGGGAAGAGGUUCGGAUCAAUGCUGCUACAAAUGGAGCUAUCAAAACAGUCUUGCUGGCUAUGCACACGCAAAAGAAGUCAUUGAAAAUGCAGACAGUGGGGAUGGAGGCUUUGAAGGCUUUGCUAGGUGCACAAACAAAACCAGAUAUGGAUUACAAGUCAUCUGAGACUUUCAGUGUGCUACAAGAAGUUGUUGCAACAAUUGCUGAUCCAGUUGGUUUCUAUGGUGGGCUAGCAACUCUUCUAUCGGCUCUCAGACUUGUAGUUUCACAAACUGUUCAGGUCAAUCAGCAGCAACUGAAGAGUGCUAUUGAAACAGGUCUGGCAUGCCUUAAUGUUUUGACUUCUCCAUCAUCAAGUCAACCAUCGUGCCUUCUCUCUUGUCUUGUGACAUACGGGACUACUGAUGUGGUUAUGGCUAGUCUUAAAAGGUACAGAGAAGAUCGGAAUAUUCAACAGUUAGGACUGCAGAUUCUUGCUCAUCUUUCAAGAGCUUCUGUUGAUCAGAAUCCUAUGGUACUAAAAGACAGUAUCUAUUCUCCUGCCAAAGAGGAACUGCAUUUAGCUCUACUGUCAAAUAUACUUUCUACACUUUCCACAUUUGCUGACAAAUCUGAUGCGGUUUUAUUGGUGUGCAAUGUUCUCACGGAGUUGACAUUAGAAGGAAACGACCCUCAAGGCUGUGCUCGGAAAAUGUUUGUUGAAAAGGGUUUACUGAAAGCACUUGUACAGGCACUUGACAAGCAGAAGGAAACAGAAGCUAUUGUCAAGAAAGGAUUCCAGGUAAUUAAGUCUUUUAGUGAGCUAUGUGAAGAACAAGUUUGUGCUCUCGCUACUGAUGGUGGAAUUAGUUUGUUACUGGCAUCCAUGCAGUCUCAUUCUAGUGAUCAAACAGUUGGAGAAAUUGGAUGUCAGCUUUUGGAAUUAAUGACUCGUGAUGUGGACAAUGCUAUUGUUAUGGCAGCUAACAAUGCUAAAGCCAUAAUAACAACAACAAUUGACAAACAUUCAAUCAAAAAGGUGCAAGAUGUUGCCAGGCAGCUGCUGUCUCGAAUGGAAGGACUUGAUGAACGAAUUGCUCUCCAUGAACGCAUUUUGCAGUCCGUAUUGGGAGGAACCAUUCAACUGUGCUUGUCAAGAAUAGAUGAAGCAAGAAGGAGUCAAACUCAACUCAAUAUGUUGCAUGUUGAACAACUCAUCAGACAGCUUUGCAUUGACUCAGACUUGGUCACUCCAUCUGAUGGCCAGUGUUGGGACAAGAUUGAAGUGUCUUCCAAUAACUAUCGGAAGAGUCGCCUUACUGAUGGAGACAAACAUUCUUACUGGGAAAGCAGUGGUAGUUCAGGCAGUCAUUGGAUUCGAUUGCAUAUGCUGAAGGGAGUUGUAGUCAGAAAACUGACAAUGCUACUGAAUCCUACUGACUCUAGUUAUAUGCCACAAAAAGUUGUUGUGUAUGGUGGAUCAACUAGUGAUUCUCUGGUUGAACUUAAAGAGCAUAACAUUUCAUCUUCUGCUCAUGCUGUUACUUUGUUGGAGAAUGCGAAGAAACAUUUUUCUGUGAUUCAGAUUAAAGUUAAACGCUGCCAUCAGGGAGGUAUUGACACAAGAAUUCGGGGCAUUCAGUGUGAAGGGCCGCGUGCUUCUUACUGGCCUUUGUUUAGUGAUUCAUUUACAGCACGAAGUCUUCUUUACUAUCAUAUACAAACAAGGACAUGGGGAAGUCAAAAUAUUAGUGCUCUUGACUUAUUUGACAGGUUCAGUAGUGCUGUGUGGCAUGAACAAGAGUUUGCGGAUCAAUUCCUGCCAACUCAAGAAUCAAGAAUUGCACUAGGAAAUGCAUGCAGAGCUGCUUUGGUUACUCCAUUACUGACUACAGUGACUGCAACAAAUGAGUCUAAUUCUGGCAGUAUUUCACAUCUGAUCAGUCAGUAUGUGUCAUAUGUUGGAGAACAACAUUUUCGUUAUGCUGAUUUUGAAGAAGAAAGUGAUUUGUUGAUGGAGCCAUCCCAACUUAUGGAGUUGUCUCGUACCCGACGAAUGUGCCGGCUUUUAGUUGAUUGUGACCAUAAGCCUGUAGAUGAAACAGAUGAUGGCCAAUCUUUUUCUGGUGGGGGCUUGGACUUAAUGAGUGAUUGUUGGCGCUCACUGGUUCGUCAACGUUUGGAAGUCUUUCUUGCAAGUCAUUCAUCUCAUCGUAUGAGUCCUCUUGACUUUACACAUUCUCUUUGCAAGAUUUAUCAGCAGCUUGUACAGACAAUGAAGGAACUGUUUGGUGGCCAUAGUCGAUUUUCUGUUGCUCUGAAUGAGGGGUUAGCUGGUGCAUUUAAAUCUCUGAGUGAAGUGUCAGGUGUUGAGGUGUGUGAGACUGUAGUUCUGGCUAUUGACUCUUUGCUAGAUGUGGCAGGGAAGGAUAGUGGUCGUAUCCAACAUGUGGGUGAAGGAGAAAGAGAUAGACAGCUCAGAGAGCUAGCUCAACCUCUUUACUGUCUUAGAGGACUGGAUUUAGCACAUGUGUUUGAACACUUCUACAGGAGACAUCUAUGCCGUCGAUUGCUACGUGGUCGUUCUGUUUCUAUUGAUCUUGAAAGAAAGGCAGCCCAUGAAUAUGAUGCCUGUUUUAGACAUAAAUGGCCAAAAAAGAUGUUGGAAGAUAUGGCAGAAAGUGCAAAUCUGAUGAACUGGUUUGUAGAUCAUCAAAUGGAACUUUUGGAUGUUUCACUCGCACAAUCAAUGGACUUUCAGAAUGAAGUGAAAGUACUUUCACGAAAACUAACUAUUUAUCGAUGUAAAAAUCUGACAGUUCACACUCUCACUCCUUGUCACUGGUCUCUUAAGAGCAGAAUGCUUCUUCAGCCGUCUGCUUUGCCGGAUACAUUGGCUCAGUUUUGUGAAGACUACAAGCGAUUUUUUGUUCGACAGAGUCGUUCCAGCCUUUGCCAGUAUGAAAGAGUCCGUAAACUAGACUGGAGUCUUUAUGGUUGGGCAGUCAUUAGUUUUUGUCACUUGCAACUUAUUACUGGAACUCCGCAUAUGAUAAUACUGAAUGUGUUUAACUCUCACAAGAGAAUAACUUUUUCUAUGCUAAAAGAAUUGACAGGAUUGAGUGAAGAUGAAAUGAGAACUAGUUUGGUUUCUCUAACUGCCAACAGGCAGAGAGUACUGCUGCAACAUCGUGAUGCAACAGGUGGAAGUGGUACGGACUCUGAAGGUGAAGAGACUUCGUACUCAGACGGCGACACCUUUAUGGUCAAUGAAGACUUUGUCAACUCUGUGAAAAGUGGAGUAAAUACUGUUCGAAUUCGUACUGUACAUUUAGUUGGUGCAUCAGGAGAAGACUCAGUGGGGAGACGGAAUCUUGCUCAUGUGUUUGAGAGAAGAAAAGCGAUAGUUGAUACUGCUAUAGUAAGACUGCUGAAGAAAGAGAAGUCUAUGACAACAGAUGCUAUUGCAUUGCAGGUGAUGAAAGGUUGCCAGGAAGGCCAAUUUGAAGGUCACAAACCUUUUGGUUCAUUUGAGUGUCACUACCAAGAUGUUUGUUUGGCAAUUGGACGGUUAACGAGCAAUGGAUAUUUAAAGAGAGACGAGGAGAGCUCAAAUGUGCUGCAUUAUGUCCCAGAUAAUUCAUUACAAGGACAGGGGAGUGAGGAAGUUGCUGAGGAUGCUGACUAUGAAGUAGUUACUACAGAUGGUACAAGCAAAGCAGGUAUAGAAGCAGCAGUUCUGCCUGAAGCAGCAGUUCUGCCUGAAGCAGCUGGUGAAGAAAAGAAGAAGAAAACAUCUGGAAAGCGUGUUUCAAAACAAAAAAGCAUUGAUACAAAGCCAGUGCCAGGUUCUCCUGGCAUGUCUCGAGGUCGCGCAAGCAAAAAGAGUCCUGCAUUCAUUCGCAUGUAUUCUUGUGAUGUAUAUGCACAUGAUCCUUCACCUAUCAGUCUGCCCCAUGCAUCAGCUUCUCUUAGUAUUGAUGAAGUGAAAGAUGAGCUUACAGUGAUGUGUAACAGAGUAGCUCAAGUUCUCAAACUUAAUCUACUUCGUGUUCAGCAUUUACUAUGCCACUGCAAAUGGAAUGAAGAUGCUACAAUACAUAGGUUUCUUAGUGAAGGAAAUACUAUAUUGAUUGAAGCCGGGUUGGAAGUAGACAAGCGACUUUGUUCUACAGUGGCUUGUUCAUCUUGCCCUGUUUGUGAUGGAGAAAUGAUUGAAGGGCAGUGGUUGUCAUUAGCAUGUGAUCAUCGCAUUUGUAAGAGUUGUUGGAAACAGCAUUUGUCUUAUCAAAUUCAGUUGAGUCAGAUACUUUCUUGCACUUGUCCGUUUCCUGACUGUACGGCGCGUCCUGAUCCAUCUUUUAUUCAGCAAAUUCUUGGAGAGGGCAGCGAGGAGUUGGAGAAAUUUCAAAGGGCUGUAAUUCGAUCUUAUGUAGAAGGAAGUGGCAAGUUGACAUGGUGUCGAAAUCCACAAGGUUGUGAUCAAAUAUUGCUACAUGGUGGUGUUGCUGAUGUUGGAACGUGCUCCAAAUGUGGCUGGACAUCAUGCUUCUCGUGCACUUUUACUGAAGCUCAUUAUCCUGCUUCUUGCCAGCAGAUUUCUCAGUGGGUUGAUGAUGGUGGUUUUUAUGAAGGGAUGAAUGAAGAAGCUAAGUCAAAGCAACUGGCAAAGAUGAUUUCCAAGAAAUGUCCUCGUUGCUCUGCACCCAUUGAGAAGAAUGAAGGAUGUCUUCAUAUGACGUGCAAAUGUGGACAUGACUUUUGUUGGCGUUGUUUGAAGCCUUGGCGGCCAACUCAUUCAGACUACUAUCGUUGCUCUGCCAAAGUGAGCAAAAUGGCAAAAUCAGGCAAGCGAUUUGUUGAUAUUAAUCAGCAGUGUACAGGGCAUCAUACAUCAAGGCAAUUUGCUGAGAGGCUUUCCAUGCGUGUCAGUAGUAUUAUGGAGUCUGUACCAGUGCAGUACGUCACUUUUGUAGUGGAUGCUUGUUUGCUGUUACAAAGAGCAAGAAAGGUUCUCUCCUAUUCUUGUGUUUACUUAUACUAUGCUAAAGGUUCUGGUCGUGUUGAUUAUCUGAGCUUUAUUGCUGAUGCUUUAGAAGGGGACACAAAUGCACUACAAGCUCUGCUUGAGAACAUUGUGUUGCGAGUGCCUGACAUUGGCCAUGCUGUACGUACCAUUCAAGAACAGCAUAUUGCUAGUGGCCAGCAGUUAAUGGCUCGUCUUCAAGUCAUUAUUGAUAAAAUGUUGUUAGGAUCAAGACAGCACUAUCAACUCGGAGAAACUCUAAGAGAAUUGCCAAAGAGUGGGUUCAUUCUGGACACCGGAGAAGAGGAUUCUGCAACCUCGUUGUUUGGUCAUUUUGGUGAUGCUAUUGAAAAUAACAAUGAGACAAGUGGAAGUGAGAGUGGUUCAGGAAGUUCUGACCACAGUGACACCAGUUUCAAUAAUUCAGACAAUGUUCAAGACAAUGAAGAUGAUGACGACGACGAUGAUGAUGACGACGACGAUGAUGAUGACGAAGAUGAUGAUGAUGAUGACGACGACGACGACGACGAUGAUGAUGAUGACGAUGAUCAGAAUAUUCUUGAUGAAGAUGAUGAUGAGGUCACUGACAUUUACAGUGAUGAGAAUGAUUAUGAAGAUUCAGACUAUGUCGACCUUGACUUUUGAAAGCUGUCCUCUAUUCUUCUGUCUCUUGAACGCUAGGCAAACGUUUGCAGUUGCAUGCUAAAUGCAUUGCUAUUACGAUGCAUGUUCUUGAUGUUUGUAUUUUUUAGUUAGCUAUAGGGGAACAAUAGUUUCCUUACUACUAUUCUACAGUGCACUUGCAAGCACUUGUGUUUAGUUUACAUUAUUAAUGUUAUUUUGAACGUGAUUGGGAAAUUUUGUAAACUGUU